Molecule: messenger RNA, 3942 nt
Organism: Xyrauchen texanus (razorback sucker)
Lineage: Eukaryota; Metazoa; Chordata; Actinopteri; Cypriniformes; Catostomidae
Product: kinesin-like protein KIF19
Exons: 21
Coding region: 166-3078 (970 amino acids)
Biological process (GO): microtubule-based movement
Molecular function (GO): microtubule binding; ATP binding; microtubule motor activity
Source: RefSeq, a predicted model, not a curated record
UCCACAUGGGACAGCGCACAGUCCUUCCUCAGAAUGAGAUUACAGCAAUCAACAAGAUUAACUGAUUUCCGUUAAAUCGCUAGUAUAUUCUGGGGCGGCAUUACGAGGCUUCUCGUGGCUUAUAUAAGGAAUUUACGCGGGAGGAAUAAUAUAUCAGGGGGAAAAAUGAAGGAUUUGCCGGAAGAUUGGAAGGACUACCAACUCACGGUUGCGCUGCGCAUUCGACCGCUGAAUGAUGCCGAGAACGAGGAGGGAGCAACCAUAGUGGCGCAUAAGUUUGACCAUCAGAUGGUGGUGUUAAUGGACCCCUGUGAGGACCCUGACGAUGUCCUGAGGGCCAACCGCUCACGUGAAAAAACAUACAUGUUUGAUGUGGCAUUCGACUAUUCUGCAACCCAGGAGGAUGUUUAUGUGGCAACAACAAAAAAUCUUAUUGAUGGUGUUAUCGCAGGUUACAAUGCCACAGUCUUUGCAUAUGGACCCACAGGUGCAGGGAAGACAUACACUAUGUUAGGGUUAAAUUCUGAGCCUGGCAUUUACAUUCGAACACUCAAUGAUCUAUAUAGAACCAUUGAGAACAGCACUGAGGAUUUGGAUUGUAAUGUUUCUAUGUCAUAUAUUGAGAUCUAUAAUGAGAUGAUCAGAGAUCUGUUAAAUCCAUCCUCUGGAUACCUGGAAUUGCGUGAGGAUGCUAAAGGAGAAAUACGAAUUGCUGGCAUCACUGAAUUCUCUACAAGUAAUGCAAAAGAGAUAAUGGCUCUUUUGACCAAAGGAAAUAAACAGAGGACUCAGGAAUCAACCGCUGCAAACAAGACGUCAUCUCGUUCUCAUGCGAUACUUCAGGUGACCGUCAAGCAAAAGAGUCGUGUAAAGGAUAUCAACGAGGAGGUCAGAGUGGGAAAAUUAUUCAUGGUAGACUUGGCAGGAACUGAACGAGCAUCACAGACACAAAACAGAGGAAAGAGAAUGAAAGAAGGUGCACAUAUUAACCGCUCUCUGUUAGCACUGGCCAAUUGCAUCAAUGCCUUGAGCGAGAAGGGUGGAAAAGGUGCUCAGUUUGUCAAUUACAGAGACAGCAAACUCACCCGACUUCUUAAGGAUGCUUUAGGUGGAAAUAGUCGCACAGUCAUGAUUACCCAUAUCAGUCCUGCCAGCUCCAACUUUGAAGAGUCCAGAAACACACUGGUUUAUGCUGACAAAGCCAAAAAUAUAAGAACCAAGGUGAAGCGUAAUUUGAUGAAUGUUUCCUAUCACCUGGCCCAAUACACCAGCAUCAUUGCUGAUCUGCGAAGUGAGAUUGACCGACUUCGUGCAAAGAUUGACCAACAAAGUCAAGAGCAAAAGAAAGAAGAUAAAGCAGACAUUCAGGACAUUCAAGUGGAGGUGCAGCAGUACAGUCGUGGUGAGAUGGCUUUACUGCGGGAGCAGCUCCUGUCUGCUUUCAGAGAGCAGAUGGAGAUCAGGCGCAGCCUGAUGGAGCUGGAGAACUGUAACAUGGAACUCCAUAUAGACACUUCCAGACAUCUGCUUACCAUCUCAGAUUGGGAGCAGGAUCGAGCUCGUUGUGCUCAGCGAAGGAGAGACAGAGGUAAAGAUGACGAGCAGGAGAGCGGAACAGAGGAACCGCAGUAUGUUGCAGCCGCUCGUGAGGGGAUCGGCCCCCUGCUGGCUGAACAGAGAAAGACAAUGGCACUGAAACAUGAACUAGAGGAAAAAUUAUUGAACAUGAAACUGAAGUCAUCUAAGAUCGAGGAGUUGCUGCCUAAACGGAUCAGUAAUGAUGAACAAAGAGAGAUUCUGAUGCUGCUUUGUAAAGUCCACGAACUGGAGCUUGAAAAAACUGAAAUCCAGUCAGCCAUGCUCUGCAAGGAUAACACCCUCAGAACUAAAGACUUCAUCAUUCAGCGCCAUGAGCAGCAACGGACACUCUGUGAUGACAUCAUACAGCAGCAAAAGGCCCUAAUUGAAGGACAAGGAUUAUGUGUCCCUGAGGAAUUACAAGAGCUAUAUUCACUGUACUUUAGUGAACUGAGUGAUGGAAGCAUCGACCAAAUAGUCAACCUUCCUACUUUCACCACAAACCACAGAGCUAAUAGCUCCAUUAUGAUUAUGGCCAGGCAACUGAGACUUGAUGAUGUCAUCUCAGAUUUAAACUUUUGUCAAGAGGUGAAAAUACAGGGACAAAACACAAAGUUCAGUCCUUUAGAUAAACAUCCCCCUUAUUCCUCUUCAUCUGGACUAGACUAUGACAGUGACAGUAACAGAGUCUUCAAAUCAUCAUUUAAAAUUCAACCAUGGAGACAGCACCACUUAUCUUCUAGCACACCCUCUGCCAUGAAGCAGGAAUGUGCUGUUGAGGAAUCUGCCCCCAUAUGUCUUGCUGAACCUGUAAGUCCAGACACUCUGAGGGAAAUUGUUAGUGACACCAAAAGUAUCUUGGUCAUCGCAGAGAAACGCCGCUCCCACCUUCGAGUAAAGGAGUCCAGCUCCAAGCUGGCCAGUGUGACUUUGGCCACAGGGCUCAAGUCUUCAUUGAGCAUGGACAGUCUAGGGUCUACUUUGGCAGAUGAGACUUCUGAGGUCAAAAGAAGCCUGCCAAGACAUGGAAGAAGCUCUCAAUCAAACCAGGACCCAAAGAGAAAACAGGGCAGGGUGGAGUCGCCUGAUAGACUCCAACGCAAAAAGCGCUCAAGAUCUUUUGAAGCGAGCAAAAAGCAGGUACAAAAACCAAGGCAAAACCCUUCUAGGUAUCCAGCUUUGGAGAGCAUCUCAGACAACUGUCUUGUUCGACCAGCACUGAACAUAAUCCGGCCACUGAACGGUGAAUUGCAGAAGUUGGAGAUCAGGGGAACACCACCCAGUACCUUCCAUCAAAAAAACACAGAUGUCAAACAAGGACAACCCAUUUUUAAACGAAGAGGUCCAGCAGAUGUUUCUUACACUAGCACUCUCCUACAGGAACCAGGCAAUUUCAAGAAGCCUACCAAUGAAAAUGCAAGACAAAAAGGAAUGACUGACGUCAACAGAAACAGUGAAGCACGGCAAAAAUACAAACAAACUGUAAAAAAGUCAUCCUGAUAGAGAACAGAUAGCAAAACUAAAAAUUCUUAAUGAUGUUUUGUCUAUUUUGAUCAUUUUGCAUUAAAAUGUUACUGCUGAGUUUGUUGUAAAGUGACAUAAUUUCAUUACAUUUUAUUUCAGCAUUUUAUCAGAUAUGCAUUCUAAGUCGAGAAACAACACUGGCUGCACCAUGUGUGAUAAUGUUCACUUUGAUAAUGAAAAACCUAUUUGCACUUUUAUGAGGUUAUACAUUGAGUUUGGGUAUAAUUUUGUAAUUUUGGCAUAAUUGUAAACCUUUUUACUUUCUAAACCUAAUACUUACCAAAUAUGGUGUAGUAUAAAAUUGGUGAAAUGUUCAUGCUCUCUCCCACUCACUCACUCUUUGUGUGUAAGUCCUCCUUUCACUUUCACACAAAGCCCUUUCAAAUCCUGCAAGAGGCCCCUCCCUCACAUUGGUUUGGAUAUUUUUGUAUCAUACUGUAGGCCUACAGUACGCGAGUCUACCCUGUCAACCUCUUCUCCGCAUGCCCGCUAAAUGUGGGAAAAUGGAUUGAAUGUCAUCACAAUCUUCAAAUGAGAGUAGCCUACACUAAAGAUAAUAAAAUGGAACUUGCAUAGAAUAAACUAAAUGAACCAACUAUUGUGUGAUGAGCUUUGUGUCAUCUGCACGCACUACAGUCAUUUUAAACCAUCCAGUAACAUGCAACUAUGUUUUGAAAUAAAAUACAACAUGAAAAUAAUUAAUAAAAAUCACUCAAAAUGAUUUAGUCUGCUAAUCGUUUGAAGCGUAAUUUGUAAAAUCGUCAGUUGCACUUUAUUUUAAAGUAUGUGUACUUUCAGUAUACUUACAUUGUACUUAACCAAGCAGUACUGAGUAAUAUU